Symbiodinium necroappetens is the source of this 921-nucleotide messenger RNA. The record is from the annotation of a GenBank genome assembly. NCBI's taxonomy places the organism in Eukaryota, Dinophyceae, Suessiales, Symbiodiniaceae.
GCCCGUCAGGCCUACUGUCGUCGAAGCGGCCUGCCGAUGUGGUAUGCCAACGAGCCGAUGUCCCGCAUCGACCUGGGCGAAACAUGCACCAUGAAGACUGUGAAGGGAUUCAUUGCGGUUUCUCUCAAUUUCUGCCAGGGCAAUUGCACUUUUGCUCAUCAGUUGGACGAGCUGGUGUACCGGCCCGAUCUUACGCAACUGGUCUUUCAAAGCACAUUGGCCGAGUUUUCGAACAUGUGCGCACGGUUCUUGUCCGGCGCCUGCAAUGUCAAAAAUUGCAGCUUCGCCCACAGUGAGCGAUCUUGCAGUGUGAUGCACCCGGCAGACUCGGCAGAGAUUGGUAAUGUGGAGCCGAGGGGCAGAGCUCGGCAUCGUGCGAAUUUAAUGCCCCCGAGGGGCGUCGGAGUUCUGGUUGCAUGUGAUGCCAUUGCGCAGUUUGCACGGCUGUUCGGCAUCACGUUCAUCAUUGCAGCUCCGGUGGUUCUCAGGUUGCGGGAGGCUUUAGCUGUGGAGAUGUCUCCACUCCCAGUGGCAACAAUGCCGACACCUCCGCAGCAUUGGUUUGAAAGGCCAGAAAAGGCGACGACGGCGACGCCGCCCCUCCUUCAAGAUGACGGAAAUGGCGAAGAUGCGGCCCGCGAGGGUUUCAACGUUCGUGCCAGGUGCAGGUGGACAUCCGUGUGCAUCCACCUGUUACUGUGGAAACGACGUCGGCUGUUACGGCAUGGCCGUAUCCUUCUUUCCAGAUCCCGGCAGAAGCUGUUGCGCAAAGAAGAAGUGGAUGAGGUGUCAUCCAUGCUCCUGGACGACUUCACCUGGCUUCCGGAGUUCGUGGCUUUUGCACACCGGUGCAGCAGGUUGUUAGCGGAGCGCAUGGAAGUACCAGUGGAGCAGAGCGCCGGCACAACGCAACCCAUUUGA